AUGGGCAAGAAAGAAAAGAACCAGGCUCAUGAAGAGAGAGACCAGCGCAACAGAAAAAGACGGGCUAAACAACAUGCUUCGACAUCCUCUGAAGACCACGACACCGAACCAAGCAACUCAUCUCACUCGGUCCGGGCCAACGGUGUGGCCAAGGAUGGUCCUCCGGCGGAUCAAGGGCGAAGCAUCCGUUUAGAUGAUAUCAGUAUAACCAAACUUCUGUCUCUCGAGGAAACAUUCCAGAGUUUAUCUGAAGUUUCAGGGGUAUUCAAAUACAUAAAACACGGUGCUGCCAAAGCCGGUGAUGUAUUUCGGCCUGAGAUCGAACUCAGAGCCGAAAAUGAAAGAUUACAGCAAAUGAUGAAUCAAAUUACGAAUGCCGUGGAAACACAACAGGUACAGGAUCUACGACAAAGAUGCCAUGAAUUGGAAGAGGAAAGAGUGAACUUGGGUGAAAUUCAGCAGGAAGCCGAGCGAGAACUACAGAGACUCGUCGAGGAGAGAGAAACCAUUCUUGUUGAAAGAAGGAAUAUGGAACAUGAGUUCAAAAAAAGAAUUGAAACUGCAAGGAUUCGUUUUGAUCAGAAGUUAACGGAAGAAAAGAAAAGCCUCGAAGCUAAUCUAGCUUCGAUCAAACAAUCGGAAAAAGAAACCAAAGAUCUCAAUGUACAGUUAAAGGUACAAGGUGAACUCGCCGAACAGAAAGUCCAGGAUAUUCAAUACGGUAAUGAGAUAUUGAUGGCUGAAAAUAGACGGCUACAAUCGGACCUAGGCAAGGAAAGAUCAAGGUUCUCUAUCCAGAGCAAGGGUAUCGAUUAUUAUCGAACAAACUUCACGAAAUUGCAUCAAAAGCUGGAAGACUUGGUUUAUGAUUUCGUUACUGGCCCCAUGAAUGGUGACCAAAUACGAGCUGUAGAAGCCACCGGUCUUGAACAACAAGAAUUCUUCAAGUUUGUUCCAACAAGGGAUUCUGAUGUGGCUCAAUAUCUAUGGAGACAAGGCACGCAAGCCUUCAUUGCGUCACUGAUCUGUAAACAUAUCUGGCAGUCUUUCCCUUGUGAUCACGUGAGAGAAUUUACAGAUACAAGUAAAGUGGAAAUUGCUUUUGACACGAUGUCUCGAAAAUAUGCACAAAUCGACGUCGAGAAAGAAGGGAUUUGGCGAAAUAUGACCUAUGAGAUCUUGGACAGUUUCCGCGUACAAUUGUCAAAGAAGGAGCGGCCGCACAAAGAUCUAGUGUCCAGCACCGUUAAAGCGCUGGGUCCUAUUAUCCAUUCUUCGAAAGAAGAAGAUUUUGCUAUCAAGUUGACGGAGGUUGUCAGCGAAGCGUCAGGCUUAUGGGCCGCCGUGAAAACAGACACUACCAGAAUCUACAUAUCGGCCAACCCGCCCAACGAAAAUAAGGGCGGACCGAAAUGGAAAGUGGCAUCUUUGAAAGGCAUUGAGACACUGACGUGUUCCGAGACUAUUAACAUUCCAGAUGCUCACUCCCUCUGUUUGUUCCCCUCUAUCACUGCAACUGGGGCCUCCGGAAAAGAUGAAGUUAUUUUCCCCGGACAGACUCUCUUUGCUGAUUGUGUAGCGUUCGCUCUGGGGUAUCAUGAACAACAAGAAUCGGCUAGGGAGCUCAAACAAAGAGAAUGGGAGUUACGAUAUAAUCAUCGCAAACACAGCCUAAGUCAACCAGCCUCCUCUAUUCAGGGUCUGCCGCAGAAUCUGGCCCCAGCCCUGUCCUGA
Molecule: messenger RNA, 1734 nt
Organism: Talaromyces rugulosus
Lineage: Eukaryota; Fungi; Ascomycota; Eurotiomycetes; Eurotiales; Trichocomaceae
Exons: 3
Coding region: 1-1734 (577 amino acids)
Source: RefSeq, a predicted model, not a curated record